GUGUUCUUCUAGGUUCGUGUUCCAUAUUUUCACACACUUCACUUUUCAUUGGGAUGUCCGCACAAACCCCUACUUCUCUCACACUCUUUUCAGUCUCUAAUAUUCAAUUUCAUCACUAUUAUAGGACUAGUAUUAUUUAUUUUCUUUUUCUUUUUUCCUCAAAAAUUCCUUAUAUAAAUAGAAAUAGACCCAACACAUCCAACACCACCUUAACAUCAAACAAACCCAUUCCAUCCCCUAUACAAACUUAUCUCCUCAUUUUGCACUUCCAUUUCCUUAUCAUAUUCUUCUCAAAAACACACACAAGAAAGAAAGAAAAAAAAAACAAAAACACUCUCAUGGAAGAUCAAAUCCACAACAACACUAAAAGAAUAAACACCACGUGUUUAAAAUUAUUUGGUUUCAGCGUCCAUGAAGAAAACGAUGAAGAAUCAUCAGCACCGGCACCACCACCAGCACACGAAGAUAUAACCGGAAACACUUCACCGUCCGGUUCGACAGAGUCCAUCAGCGGAGACGGUGGAGCUUCAAGUUUAAAUCCAUCCUCCGGUGACCGGAAAUACGAGUGUCAAUAUUGCUGUAGAGAAUUUGCAAAUUCACAAGCACUUGGUGGACACCAAAACGCACACAAAAAAGAGCGCCAACAACUCAAAAGAGCACAGUUACAAGCUUCACGAAACGCUGCCGUUUCGUUUGUUAGAAAUCCGAUUAUCUCCGCUUUUGCACCGCCGCAUCAUCUGCUUACUUCGCCGGGACAAGUUAUGAUGCCGACUGCUCCUCCGUCAUGGAUUUACAUGCCGCCUCGUUCGGCUCCUCCUCCUUUCCACGUGUCAGUUUCACACGGUUGUGCUUUUCCGUCUCCAAAUAACGGUAUGAGUAACUGUAACGGUGGUGGUGGUGGUGGUGGUGGUAACAGUUAUAGCUUUAUAACAGGUGCAAGAUCCGCGAGUGCAGGUGUGUUACCGUGUGUGAGUGGAGUAGGGGAUUGCUUACCCACAUUGUCGACUAUGGGCUCACAAGUACAGAGUCUGGCCCAGUUUGGGAAACUUGAUGGGCCAUCUUUGAGUAGGUUCUCUAAAGCAGAUGUAGGGCCCAACUUUGAUGAUGGAUUUGGUUUGGAUUUGCAUCUUAGCCUAUCCCCACCAUGAUGAAUCGACGCACCUAACCUCGGCUUCUUCGUUUUUUAAUGUUAGUAAUUAGUUGUUAUGUUAGUAUAUUUUUUACUUCACCAGGGUCCCAACUAUGGUCAUUUGAUUUAUCCAACUUCGUAAUUCUUAACUCAAAGUAAUUGAGUUAUUCAACCCAGCUCGGCUCGACGAUAGAACUAUUUAAAGUGAAUGGGUAUCAUAUGAUGUGAUGAUGUAGUCAUCCCUAGAUUCAGGUUUGAUGCACAACUUAGAGAGGCAUGUAUGGUUGUUAAUUAGUACUUCGACCUCACAUUUUGUACAUUUCUUCCCACAUUUAUUUGUUUAUUUUUUCAGCCUCAA
Messenger RNA from Trifolium pratense (red clover), 1487 nucleotides. Its product is annotated as zinc finger protein GIS3-like. Gene Ontology annotation, cellular component: nucleus. Gene Ontology annotation, molecular function: DNA-binding transcription factor activity; transcription cis-regulatory region binding. Gene Ontology annotation, biological process: gibberellic acid mediated signaling pathway; cytokinin-activated signaling pathway; trichome morphogenesis. The transcript has a single exon. Bases 54 to 1148 code for a protein of 364 amino acids. The record is from RefSeq and is a predicted model, not a curated record. Lineage: Eukaryota; Viridiplantae; Streptophyta; Magnoliopsida; Fabales; Fabaceae.